Molecule: messenger RNA, 835 nt
Organism: Papaver somniferum (opium poppy)
Lineage: Eukaryota; Viridiplantae; Streptophyta; Magnoliopsida; Ranunculales; Papaveraceae
Exons: 2
Coding region: 165-563 (132 amino acids)
Cellular component (GO): mitochondrial large ribosomal subunit
Molecular function (GO): structural constituent of ribosome
Source: RefSeq, a predicted model, not a curated record
CUCGGAUCAUCUUGUUUCUUUCGACUCUUUGUUAAACCCUUGUCUCUCUCUCUCUGAAACCCUCAGUUUCUCAUCGAUCUAAAGGAGAACCCUAACAUUUUAUCAAAUCAGAUUCUUCUGCAUCUUUGAACCAACAGUCCUGCUGAUGCUGCAAGGAUAAAAAUAUGGCGAUGAAUUGCAGCAGAUCUCUCAGAAGCCUCAUCCUCACAAAGGAGGCAAUUGGGAUUGUUGGUCAGAGAACAUUCGCCGCAGGUGCUAAAGCCAAGAAGAGUGGAAAAGGAGGUGGUGCAGGUGAUGCUCCCAAGGCUUCAAGCCUUUCCAAAGAAAUUAAAUCUACUACGGUAUUUUGUGGCAACAUUCUCAAGGAAGGAACAGAUCCUAAGAUUCUAGCUGACUCUGAAUACCCUGAUUGGCUGGGACACCUGCUGGACAAGAAACCUGCAUUGAGUGAACUACGCAGGAAGAACAUAGAGACUCUCCCAUAUGAUGAUCUCAAACGAUUAGUUAAGCUGGAUAAUCGUGCACGAAUCAAGGAAAACAACUCUGUCAAGGCCAAGCAUUGAACAAGAUCUGUAAGACGUAUUUUCUUUCCUCCGUAUUUGAUACUUGACAGUAUUGCACGUCCUGGCAGUCAUUUUAUAGAUUUUAUCGUUUUGAGAUUUAUGUUAUGUUACACUGCUUUGCCAUUCUGGAAUAUGGUCAGCAUUAAUUGAGAAAAACUGUAGACAAAAUCUCUUCUGAUUGUUACAAAGAAGACGAUAAAUUGUCUUUGUGAAUUACUUCUGAAAUGGUUUCUGCAGCGCCUAAAUAACAUCCUCUGUGUGUUUUUUGUUUU